Galdieria sulphuraria is the source of this 1985-nucleotide messenger RNA. RefSeq names its product lysyl-tRNA synthetase, class II. NCBI's taxonomy places the organism in Eukaryota, Rhodophyta, Bangiophyceae, Galdieriales, Galdieriaceae. Gene Ontology annotation, cellular component: cytosol; cytoplasm. Gene Ontology annotation, molecular function: ATP binding; lysine-tRNA ligase activity; tRNA binding. The transcript has a single exon. Bases 17 to 1780 code for a protein of 587 amino acids. Gene Ontology annotation, biological process: lysyl-tRNA aminoacylation. The record is from RefSeq and is a predicted model, not a curated record.
GACGUUCUCCGUAAGGAUGCAGUCCUUUUCAUCCCAUCCUGGUAAUAAUGACAAGGACGUCGCAGUUACUUCUUCAGCUUUGAACGGUUUAGAUGUGACUGAACAAGAACCUGAAGUAGAAGCCGAAAAUAAGCCACUUAGUAAAAAUGCGCAAAAGCGUUUGGAAAAAGCACAAAGGAAAGCAGAAAAGUCUCAGAAGAGGGAGAGUGAAGCAAAAAUUGCGCCGAAUGACAAGAGAAACCAAGAUGAUGAAGAAGUGGACCCCACUCAGUAUUUGAAACUCCGCACAAAGCUUAUUGAAGAAGCGAGGGAGCAUGGUGUGGACCCUUACCCGCAUAAAUUUCAUACCACUUGCAGCAUUCCGAAUUAUAUCGAAAAAUACCGUUCUUUGCAGGCUGGAGAACACUUAACAGAUAUUUUGGAAAGUUUAGCAGGAAGAAUAAUUAGCAAAAGAUCAGCAAGUUCCAAACUAUAUUUCUAUGACUUGCGAGCAGAUGGCGCCAAAGUACAGAUUAUGGCAGAUGCAAGGCACGCUGACUCUUUGGACAACUUUACGUCAACACACAACUUACUUAGGAGAGGUGACAUUGUAGGCGUAAAAGGAUAUGCUGGAAAGUCGAAAAAGGGAGAAUUAAGUAUAUUUCCAACUGAGGUGCAGUUGUUGUCCCCAUGUUUGCGUAUGUUGCCCAAGUUUGCUUUGAAGGAUCCAGAAACAAGGUUUAGACAGAGAUACUUGGACUUGAUCAUGAAUGCUGAAAUAACUAGAGAUACUUUUACGAAGCGUGCGAAAAUCAUUCAGUUUGUGCGUCAGUUUUUGAAUGAAAAUGGAUUUCUAGAGGUCGAAACUCCUAUGAUGAAUACUAUUGCUGGUGGAGCCACUGCGAAGCCAUUUGUUACAUUUCACAAUGAAUUGGAUAUGAAAAUGUUUAUGAGAGUAGCUCCUGAACUAUAUUUAAAGAUGUUGGUAGUCGGAGGUUUGGAUAGGGUGUAUGAAAUCGGUAAGAAUUUCAGAAAUGAAGGCAUUGAUAUGACACACAAUCCAGAGUUCACUUCAUGUGAAUUUUAUGCUGCUUAUUGGGACUAUCAAGACCUUAUGAAUUUUACUGAGAGAAUGCUCUCUAAUCUGGUGAAAGAACUGACAGGAGAUUAUGUUAUAGAAUAUCAUCCAGAAGGGAAGGAUUUGUCGGAGUCUAUUAAGAUUGACUUCACUCCACCAUUCCGGCGGCUAUCCAUGUUGGAUGCUUUGGAAGAACAUCUUUCAGAAAAGCUUCCAAGACCUUUAGAUAGCGCAGAAACACAUAACAGACUUGUUGAAAUUUGUUCUGAAAGGAAUGUCAUUUGUCCAGAACCUAAAACAACUGCUCGAAUGUUGGACAAGUUAUUUGGAGAGUUUAUUGAGCCACAGUGUAUUCACCCCACUUUUGUUUGUGAUCAUCCGGAGAUAAUGAGUCCUUUGGCAAAAUAUCAUCGAAAGAUACCAGGCCUAACAGAAAGAUUUGAACUGUUCGUGAAUGGAAAGGAGCUGGUGAAUGCUUACACAGAAUUGAAUAAUCCUACCGUUCAGAGGCAACGUUUUCUUGAAUCAGCAAAAGAUAAAGCUGGAGGAGAUGAAGAAGCGAUGGUACAUGACGAGGACUUUUGUGUUGCUUUGGAAUACGGUCUUCCUCCAACAGCUGGUUGGGGUAUGGGUCUUGAUCGUCUGACGAUGUUUCUGACUGAUAAUAAUAAUAUUAAGGAAGUAUUGUUGUUUCCAGCUAUGAAACCUCGAACAGAAUCUUAAAUAAAUAUGACAUUAGCUUCCUAUUGGAAAGAAUCUCUCAUUUCGUCCAACAACUUUGACAAUGUUUGUAUCCCUGAGUGGACUUGUAAUUCUGCUUGUACAACGUAUACUUGCACAUGCUUUGUCACGUCUCUGUAUUGGACAAGUUGAUGAAAUACAUCUUCAUUGCGAUAAUAGUCUUUUUCGGUAAUGAGUAAGUUCCAAG